CUUCACUUCAAAGCUUUAAGUAGAUGACAAAAUGAACCUUUCCUGUGUGUUUCUGAUCUGUGCAUCGUGUCUGGUCUGGACUAGUGAUGGAGCUGAGAUUAUCAAUGGUAAAGAAGUGGCCCCUCACUCAAUGCCCUACAUGGCUCUGCUAAGAGCCAAGAAACUAUUUUGUGGAGGAACAUUGAUUCAUCCAAAAUGGGUCCUCACUGCUGCGCACUGUUACAAAGAAGAUGACAAAUUUAAAAAAGUGAGGCUGGGUGUCCACAACAUGAAAAAAAAAGGAAAUUUGUGGCAAGUCAUAAAAGUGAAGAACUUAACAAAACAUCCACACCAUGACCCAAAAAAGAAGCUCAAUGACCUCAUGCUGAUAAAGCUUGAUAAGUCUGUGAAGGAGACCAAGACUGUGAAAGUCCUGCCUCUGCCUAAAAGUGUGGAGGACCCAGCGCCUGGCAGCACCUGCCUGGUCGCAGGAUGGGGGGAUACUGUUUACAACGCUAGCAAAAGUUCAGAUGUUCUGAUGGCUGUCAAUGUGACUGUGAUUGACCGGGCCAAGUGUAACUCGAAGGAGUACUACAACUUCAACCCCAUUAUCACCAGAGGACACAUAUGUGCCGGCUCAGAUGGGGAGAAUGUCGCAGACUCCUGCCAAGGAGAUUCUGGAGGACCACUGCUCUGCAGAGGAAAUCUAGUUGGUGUUACUUCCUUUGGAGUAGAAUGUGGAAUUAUCCAUAAGCCUGGAGUUUACGCCUUUCUCAACAAAAAACAACUUGAGUGGAUCAGAAAAUAUCUUAAAUAGCCUAAAAUCUGAUUUUUCUUUAUACUUAUCUUUUUCAUUGCUGUAAUUCUUUCUAUUAAAUAUUACAUUUAAAAUAAUAACUGUGAGAUUGAAAAACCAA
Molecule: messenger RNA, 896 nt
Organism: Periophthalmus magnuspinnatus
Lineage: Eukaryota; Metazoa; Chordata; Actinopteri; Gobiiformes; Gobiidae
Product: granzyme A-like
Exons: 5
Coding region: 32-796 (254 amino acids)
Biological process (GO): proteolysis
Molecular function (GO): serine-type endopeptidase activity
Source: RefSeq, a predicted model, not a curated record